Messenger RNA from Artibeus jamaicensis (Jamaican fruit-eating bat), 2415 nucleotides. RefSeq names its product N-acetyllactosaminide beta-1,3-N-acetylglucosaminyltransferase 3. Gene Ontology annotation, molecular function: N-acetyllactosaminide beta-1,3-N-acetylglucosaminyltransferase activity. Lineage: Eukaryota; Metazoa; Chordata; Mammalia; Chiroptera; Phyllostomidae. Gene Ontology annotation, cellular component: membrane. The record is from RefSeq and is a predicted model, not a curated record. Bases 239 to 1393 code for a protein of 384 amino acids. The transcript has 4 exons.
CUCAGGUGAAACUCUUCCUCCUGGUCGUCAGCGAAGAGGAGCAGGGGUCGCAGACUGGACCGUGUCUGGGGGUGCCAGGGGAGACAACGAGGAGACCCCAGACCAACAGAGAUCUCCUGAGGCAGGCUGAGGUGGCUCAGGAAAAGUGCUUGGCCCAUCAGGAUCUUCAGUGAGUGUUAUUCUCCCUGGAGCUGCCCUGGGGAUCUCGUCGGAUCAGUUCCAAACCCUGCAGUCCAGGAUGAGGUGUCCGAGGUCCUUGCCACAGGUGGGCCUGGCUCUGGUGCUCUGCACCUUCACUCUCCUCUUCCUCCUCAGUCUGCACCUGUCACCUCCCCAGCGCGGCCCCUGCAGGGAACUGAAAGAGCCGGGGGACACCCCCGAGGCACUGAUCUGGCUCCCCAAGCCAAAUGUCCCCGCGCGGGCACCCUGCAGGGCCAACACUUCCAUGGCCCAGCUGCCAGACUUUGCAGAGCAGCCACAGCACGUGCGCGACUUCCUGCUGCACAAACACUGCCGGGACUUCCCGCUGCUGCAGGACGCCCCGCCCAGCAAGUGUGCGCAGCCCGUCUUCCUGCUGCUGGUCAUCAAGUCGUCCCCGCACAAUUACGAGCGCCGGGAGGUGGUGCGGCGCACUUGGGGCAGCGAGCGGGCUGUGCGGGGCCUCUGGCUGCGCCGCCUCUUUCUGGUGGGCACGGCCCAAGAACCUCAUGAGGCCCGCAAAGUCAACCAGCUGCUGGCGUUGGAGGCGAGGGUUCAUGGCGACAUCCUGCAGUGGGACUUCUAUGACACCUUCUUCAACCUCACACUCAAGCAGGUGCUGUUCCUACAGUGGCAGGAGGCUCGGUGCAGCAAUGCCAGCUUCGUGCUCAACGGGGACGACGAUGUCUUUGCACACACAGACAACAUGGUCUCUUACCUGCUGGACCACAACCCUGACCACCACCUCUUUGUGGGGCAACUGAUCCAGAACGGGGGCCCCAUCCGGGCCCCCCAGAGCAAGUACUAUGUGCCAAAGAUAGUGACACAGGAGGAGCACUACCCGCCCUACUGUGCAGGUGGUGGCUUCCUGCUGUCCCGCUUCACAGCGGCUGCCUUGGGCCGGGCCGCACGCACCCUAGACCUCCUCCCCAUCGAUGACGUCUUCCUGGGCAUGUGCCUGCAGCAGGAGGGCCUGAAGCCCGCCUCACACAGGGGGAUCCGCACUGUUGGCGUUAGGUCUCCCUCAGCACGUUUGUCCUCCUUCAACCCCUGCUUCUACCGGGAGCUGCUGCUGGUGCACCGCUUCUUGCCCUAUGAGAUGCUGCUCAUGUGGAAUGCACUGGGCCAGGCAGACCUCGCCUGUGGCAAGCAGACUUGGGUCUAUGGAGGUGGUGCUGGGAACCCUAGCCUCUAGGCUCCCGUGUCCACCCCCAUAGGAAGGGGUUACAUCUCCCUCUCAGAAAGCUGAGACCUUUGUCCUCUGAGGGCACAGGGGAGUGCUGUGGAAUGUUUGAUAGUGAAUAUAAAAACUUUUGUGGCAAGCUCCUACACAACCUUCGAAACUCACCCGGUGCUCAUACCAUCUUCAUCAUCUUCCCUAGACUUUUGGCUGGAGGGACCAUCUCUGUCCAUGGCAGCUACUGGCAGAAGCACUUCAGCCAGGGUUCCAGCAGCUGCCGGUCCUUCUAGCCUCUUUGAGUCAAAGUCCUGCAUCCCCUCUCCAACCUUGAUCUCAGGCUGGACCUUAAACAGUGGCCAGCCUCUCCUUGGUAGGGAACCUGCAAUGGUUUAAUCAUGGGUGGGUUCUGGCUAGGGUUCAAGGCCAACUGGGAAUUCCUAGGUACACAUGGAGCUGAAGCAAGAGGCACUUUUCAACCAGGGGGAAGCGUUCAGUUACCGCCCCUCCCUUGGUCUUGGACCCCUCAGAUGGUAGAAAUGGCCUGAGAGGCCGUGCACGGGACCGCCCCCUCUGUGUCCGUGGUGUCUGUGCUCCAGUGGCAGACACAUUAGGCAGAGGGGGGAGGCAGCUAUCUUUCUCAGGCUGUGGUGACUCAGGGUCUGGGCCCCCUGGCAGGACCAAGCCCCCACAUCUGUGCUCAGGGAGCUCAGGGAAUAGUAUUGGGACCAAAAUGCCUUCACAGGGCUCAAGGCCAUUACACACACUCACCCCAGCGCCCAGAGGAGGAGGUGGUUCAGGUCCUCGAGUGGCCCUGAGCUCUUGUGACUCAGGACUGGGCACCCACCCCAGUGUGUCGUUCUGACUUGGGAGAUUCAAGUGAUCCCAUGACCCUUAGUCCUGCUGGCCUUAGACAGGUGUCUGGGACUUGGACCUCACAGUCACUGAGCGGUGGCAGGGGUACUGAAGGCAGCAGAGUGUGGGCUGGAGAGUGGCUCCUUGGGGAAUAAAAGGUUUUGUGAAGACUUGGUGGUAGUGUU